This is a messenger RNA of Panicum virgatum (switchgrass), 1922 nucleotides long. RefSeq names its product pentatricopeptide repeat-containing protein At2g38420, mitochondrial-like. The transcript has a single exon. The coding region runs from base 557 to 1633 and encodes 358 amino acids. Lineage: Eukaryota; Viridiplantae; Streptophyta; Magnoliopsida; Poales; Poaceae. Gene Ontology annotation, molecular function: protein binding. The record is from RefSeq and is a predicted model, not a curated record.
UGAUCACCAAAACUGCCUGCUCAUUGGCAUCGGGCCAUCAGGAACAGAAAGAAAAGGCUUGGCGUCAUCUUCUCGUUUUGUCAGCAAUUGAGGGGGUGGGGGAUGUCUUAUGUCUAGAUGUGUUCCGAUUACAACCACCAUUCUGUUCGGCAGCCAGCUCUAGCCCAACAGUAUUUUUCUCUCACACCACUCUAGCCACCGGCUCCAGCCAGCCCAACAGUAUUUUUCUCUCACACGGUUCCAGCUCCAGCCUGACGAACGCAGUGUUGUAGUCGGGGCAUUGGAUUGGAUUUGGAGUGGGGGUAAACCAAGGUAUAAUGUAGCAAUUGAGAAUCAUCAUGUGUUGGUUGAUGACUGCAGUAAAACAGAUGCUCCUUUUCACCAGGGAACAGAGGCAGCGCUCCAAUCGCAGGAGCUGGCCGCCGGCCGCACCCGCACGUCCUUCGCCAUGGCCGGUCCAGAAGCUGCAAGAUCUGUGCGCGUGGCUUCCCAUCAAUUGUUGCAGGGGAGGAGAUUGGCGUGGCCCCCCAAAUAAUCCCCUCCUGCACAAGCGAAGAUGAGCGCGAGCAGCCACGUCGUAGCGUCGCCGGAAGCCACCACAGGCCACCACCACCACCGCUUGCUGGUGACCCUCGCUCGCCAUGGCCGCUUCGCCGCCGCCGCCACCCUCUUCACCGCGUGCUGCAACACCCGCGCCCUCAACUCCCUCCUCGCCGCGCUCUGCUCUUCCCCGGCGUUCCUCCGCGUCGCCCCCUCCGUCCUCCUCCGCGCCGCGCCGCACGCCGCCCCGGACGCCACCACCUUCCGCAUCCUCACCUUCGCGCUGUGCCGCGCCCAGCGACCCGCCGCCGCCGUCGAGCUCCUGCGAUGCAUGCCCGGCCUCCUGCUCGACCCGGACGAGCGCCACUGCCGCGCGGUCCUCGCCUCGCUCUGCCGCUGCGCCCCCGCUCGGGACGCGCUAGCGUUUCUGGAUGACAUGCGCCGGUGGGGCGUCUCGCCCAGCGGGCCGGACCACCACGCCGUCGUCGACGCGCUCCUCCGGGAGGGGCUGGCGGCCGAGGCGUACGGGGUCGUGGCGAAGCAGAUGGACGCCGACGGGGUGCGCCCGGGCAUCCUGGAGUUCGAGCGAGUGCUCCGCGCCUUCCGCGAGAACAGAUCGUUCGACGCCGUCGAGGAGGCGUUCGACGAAAUGCUCCUGCGGGGGCUCGUGCCGGGCGCGCGCGUCUACGACGUCUACGUCGGCGCGCUGUGCGACAAGGGCGACCUGGCCGGCGCGCGCCGGAUGCUGGGGUGCAUGGAGCGCGCGGGGUGCCCGCCCGGCGUGACGACGUUCGGCGUCGUGGUGGCCGGGUGCGUGGCCGCUGGGGACACGGACGCCGCGAGGGAGGUGGCGCGGGAGGCGGCCAGGCGGGGCCUGCGGUGGGACGCGCCGGCGCUGUCGGAGCUGGUCGGCGCCCUGCGUCUGCGUGGCGGCGGCCAUCUCGCGCGGGCGCCGGGGCUGCUGCUGGACAUCCUGUGUGACGGUUGCGCGGCCGGGUUGGAUCCGUCGGCGUUCGAGCAGCUCCCCUCAUUGGAGGAGGCCACCGACCAACCCGUAGUGGGUGCAGCAAUUUGCAGUGAUUCAUACUACUAGCAAUUAACAGGCAUGUUGGGUUUAGGUUGUUGUGCAUCUAGCUUCACAGUGUCACCAGGCCGUCUUGUCCUGUGCCUACAGCCCUACAAACUCACAAUCUGUGAGACCAUUCUCAGUGCAAGUAUUUCAUCUUCAUUAAAUAACAUGCCAUAUAGGUAAAAGUGAUUUCAUGACAUGUAAUUUAAAAAGAAAAAGAAAAAUAGAGUUUCACGGUAAUGAAACUUGGUGUACAUAAUUACCAAGAACUAUGAAACUACAAUGAAACUCUAUUGAGAGGGUUUGAGUUUUA